Messenger RNA from Drosophila eugracilis, 4242 nucleotides. Its product is annotated as protein nutcracker. The coding region runs from base 1638 to 4061 and encodes 807 amino acids. The record is from RefSeq and is a predicted model, not a curated record. Lineage: Eukaryota; Metazoa; Arthropoda; Insecta; Diptera; Drosophilidae. Gene Ontology annotation, biological process: actin cytoskeleton organization. Gene Ontology annotation, molecular function: actin binding. The transcript is spliced from 9 exons.
CUCGUCGCUGGUCGCUUUUGGCUUUUCGCGCGGCGCUGCGAUGUCAUGAAAAACAUUUGAACGGCUUCCGUGGGCCAUCAGUUUGUUGGCAAUACUCGAGCCCGUCGGAGCACACGAAAAAGAAUUUUUGAAAAAAAUAUUCCAAAAUUAGAAAAGCAUUAGAAGAAAAUUCUCUAAAAAAAAACAAAAAACUUUCAAAACAAAAGACAACAACAAAUGUUUAUCAAAAUCCAAAUGCCAAACAAAUUGUGAUGUGAUACGAGGCGGCUAAUUAACGCGUCUUUUGAGUUUUUCCCUCAUUUUCCUUGAUACCUUUCCGUUGUUUUUGGGUAAUCUUUAUGUUCUCUGCCGCCUUUCAAUUUUUUAUGAGCUGUUAAACGUAUUUAUCGGCGAGUGUUUUCGAGUGUUUUUCGCGCCGCGAAGUUAAUUUCAAAUUUUUAUGCUUUUUGGCCAAUUUAUGCGAGCAGCUUUUAUGUGCCAAGCGAAAUCAACAACAAAACCAUAAAUAAAUAACUCUGGCCGUGAAUGAAAUUGAAAAUUUCUGGUGGACAUAACAUAUAUUAGAGAGAGAGAGAGGAAAGAGAACUAAGUGGUUCGAUUAAUUUUUGAAAUUAAAUGAAAAGUGCAUUGACUUUGGCAAAGAAAAACACAGAAUACAAAGUCAAGGUGUUCUCUCUGGCCAACUCUUGUUAUUGUUGUCUCUGCGAAAUGCAUUUUAUUUAACGAAUUUAUUCGCAACGAAAUAAUCAACAGAAAAACAUAUUUAAAUAUAUUGCUAAAUUUGUGUGUGCUUGAAAAAAAUAAAACAAAAAAUAUAAAAACCUAAAAACAGAAAGAGAAACGGCAGUUACUAUAACCAAAAAAUAUUGUGUUUCCUGAAAUCAAACUCAAAACUAACUACGAUUUUAAAGAUCCAUAAAAUUAAACGGUUAACAAAAGCAUCAAAUUAAAGUCAACUACACGGGUCGGUUGUUGUUUAAAAACCAAAAAAAAACUAUAUAAACAUCUAUACAGAAAUAUAUAUUAAUAUCUAUAUACAGAACUUAAAGACAAGCGUUAAAGAGGCUUUCAGAACUAACAUUUAAUGUGAACUUAAAACCAUAAACCUUAAGUAUAUAUACCAACUAAAGGCUUCAACUUGAAUCGUAUGUGACAGAAGCGAACUAACUGCUCAACCAAGUCAACUAAGUAAAUAUUUGUUAAUUAAAAAAGCCAACAAAAUCAACAAAAACAACAACAAAGACAGCAACACUAUACAAAUUAAAGCAAACAAAGUUACAAAUCGCCGCAAUUGAAAGCUUCCAUUUUGAAACAGAGAAAUAUAAAGCAGAAUAAAUAUUUAACUAUAUGAAUUUAUGCAACAUAUAUGAACCUAUAAAAUAUAUAUAUAUAUAUAUAAAGAAGUUACUAUUUUCUAUAAAUUUAAUAUUCAAUAUACAAAGUUGAAGACAAAAACCAAAAUCAAAUCAAACUUUGCCCAGUCGAGUACUGCAAAUACGAACUUCUCGGAGACAAAUAAAAUAUUUUAAAUAUUAACUAAACCUUAAAAAACAUCAACUAUAAACAAUAUUCAAACACAAAAACUAAGAGGAAAAGUGAAAAAUUUAAACAAAAAAAACUCCUUUUUGGUCACACAAAUGCUGCAAUAUCAGCAACCGCAACAGCAACAGCAACAGCAACAACAGCAGCAGCAGCAGCAACAGCUACAACACCAGCAGUUGCAACAUCAACAGCAGCAACAUCAGCAACUACUGCAGCAACAGCUGCCGCAGCAGCGACGGCAAACGUACAAGGAAUACUUGCAGCAACAUCAGCAGCAAAAGCAACAGCAACAGCUGCAGCAGCAGCAACAACAACAACAACAACAACAACAACAACAGCAACAACCCCUGCGGAUAUUCCGCGUCCACUACAUCCGGUUGAAUUCCAAGGACGGUGUACCGUCCAUCAACCAGCAGGUCAAUGGCUAUCCCAAUGGAUCCCCCAACGGAGCCAAAAUGAAGACCAUAGCCCCAAAUAUCCGCCGUCGGCGGCGGUGCGAUAAACACCACUUAGAGCUCUACUGCAAUGAGACCACCACGCCACCCACAAAUGUGCCCACCAGCAGCAGCAGUGGCAACGUCAGCAGUAAUCAGUUGAAGCCCGGAGGCCUAAGGAUCCGGGAAUGCAUUACAGCACCGAGUACGGCGGCCAGUUCGCCGGUGGAUGAGCACAUGUGCAUCCCAGCACCGCCCAUUACACCGCCGCCCGCUUUCCUCACCGAGGGCUACAAACGGUCCAGUACCUCGGUCUCCACAUCGGCUUUACCCAGUGCCACUAGCAGCCAGGAGACCCAGACCCAGACCCAGACCCACAACCAUAACCAGACGCAGACCCACAACCAUGUGCAGAGCCUGAAACCGAACCUGAUACGCCAUCAGAAGCCAUUUCCCGUUGUUGCCAAGCCACUGGGUCCGCAGAAACCGAGAACGACGGCCACCAUUGCGGUCACGUUGAACAGCGGCUCCAGCAAGCCACGUGCCACGGUCAAGAGGAGUUUAGAACCAAGAAAAGACAAGACUGAUGCACAACAACAACACGGAGGCAAUGGCACAAUAUCCACGCCCAACAUCGAGCAGCCCACCUGCCAGGGCUCGAUGCUGCCGCCCCCAGGAGGCGGUGGCCAUCACCAGGUGGAUGGCAGUGGCAAGAUGGAGAGGCCCAACACACUGGCCGGCGCCAAUAAGCUGACCCGUCGCGGGGUCAACAUCUGCUACCACAACGAGCACAUGUAUGGCGAAGAUGGAAAAAUGGUGGGUGGUCCGCCGGGCAGCACUCCGCCCCCUUAUCCGGGUGGCAAGCUACCGCCGGGCGUAAUGCUUAGCGAGCUGCCAGAGCCGCCAAUACCGCUAUCGGAGAUCGGACCGAUCCCACCGCCCCCGAUGUUCUCCACACCGAGUCCCACGCUCAUCGCUGGACGACCGCACGGGCCAGGCGCCGUCAACGAUCAGGAUUACCAGCAGGACUACGACUACGAUGAUCACGAUCCGGAUCAGGAUGAGCUUGACUCGGACGAUGAGUAUGCCCCAUAUGGCGGCAACCAUGUGCGCAUGAUGGACACGCAGCGCGUCGAGGAAAUUCCAGCCAAAGAGCCCAAACCAAAUGCAGUUCCUCUCAAGUCGGCGCUGAAGAAGAAGGGCGGCAUCCAGCCGGCCUCAGCCUCCACGCCUGUUACGCCCACCCAGGAACAUGGAGCGGGCAGCGCAGCAACGGCGGCGGCCAUGGCAAACAGUAAUGGCGGCAUCGGUUCAAUGGCGGCAGCUGCAGCAGCAGCAGCACAGCAGUCCGCCAACCAGCGACCGCUCGUCGUUCGCCAAGAUGCGGCGGGCAAUAACUAUUCGCUCAAGCCAAUACUACGACCACGGAUUAGACUAUGCAGGCAGCAAAUGUUCAACAUCCAAUUGCCGUGCACCGUCGAGAACAAGGAGAAUGCCCGGCCCUUUGUGAUACGCGAAAGCAGCAGUGACAGUGACGAGAGCGAUGGCCAUAUCGUCUACAGGGACGAGGACAACGACAACACCCGGCUGGCCAAACUGGCCCGCAAGGAGUCCCUGUCUUUGAAACUGCAACUAAGGCCGGACAAGCAGGAUCUGAUCAAUCGCAAUAUCCUGCACCAGGUCAACGACAACGAGCUCAAGGAGUCCAAGGAGGCGAUCGGAGCCCGACUCAUCCGCCGGCUGUCGAUGCGACCCACGGCCGAGGAGCUUGUCGAGCGCAACAUCUUGAAAACUCAAUCACCCGCCGAGGAGAAGAAGCAAAAGGAGGAGAAAAAGUCGUAUCUGUUGCGCAAACUCAGCUUCCGGCCGACCGUUGAGGAGCUAAAGGAGAAGAAGAUCAUCCGGUUCAACGACUACAUCGAGGUCACGCAGGCCCACGACUAUGAUCGGCGGGCGGACAAGCCGUGGACAAGACUGACGCCAAAGGACAAGGCCGCCAUUCGCAAGGAGCUGAACGAGUUUAAGUCCUCCGAAAUGGCCGUCCACGAGGGCAGUCGGCAUUUGACGAGAUUCCAUAGGCCAUGACGAUUGCAAUGGCAGCAACUUUCCAGCAAAUUACAACAGCAACCCAAGCAACAAUUGUAUUUUAUGCAGCAUCAAAUUGUCAACAAAUAUUUAAAAGCAAAAAAUUAAGCCAGCAAACUAAGGAAAAUGAAAACUUUCAACGCAAAAAAAUAUAAAUAAAACCCAAAAAAAAAAAGAAAAA